Molecule: messenger RNA, 5882 nt
Organism: Phalacrocorax carbo (great cormorant)
Lineage: Eukaryota; Metazoa; Chordata; Aves; Suliformes; Phalacrocoracidae
Source: RefSeq, a predicted model, not a curated record
UCACGUGACGCCCCCGCGUGGGCGUGGCGCCGGGCGGUGCGCGGGGAUUGGCGGCGGCCGCGCGGGACGGUUGAGUCGGCGGCGCGCGCCAUGGCGGCCGCCUGGCAGCGGCCCUACCUGAACGUCUUCAAGCACUUCCGCGUGGAGGAGUGGAAGCGCUCGGCCAGGGAGGGGGACGUGACCGCGCUCACGGACGCGAGGCUGAAGGGAACAGUCUACCGGAUCCGGAGCUCCGUCCCCGCCAGCAGCUACCUGCAGCUGCCCCGGACGGGGACGCAGUCGCUGGGGCUGGUGGGACGCUACCUCUACCUGCUCUUCCGGCCCAUGCCCCACAAGCACUUUGUCGUCCACCUGGACGUUGCCACCGAGGAAAACCAGGUGGUUCGCAUCUCUUUCUCCAACCUCUUCAAGGAGUUCAAAUCCACAGCCACCUGGCUGCAGUUCCCCUUUGUCUGUGGAGCAGCUGACGGCUCAGCAUGCAACCGCACAACCAGGACGUCCAGGCGCGAUCUCAUGGGAGCAGCCCCUGCUGACGUGCGCUGGACCUGCCUGGUGCUUGAUCUCCACUCCAUCCUCUCUCUCUACGUCAACCGCUGUUACAGCCACCUGAAGAGCAUUAAGCUCUGCUCCAACCUCUUGGUGAAAAACCUCUGCACGAGUGACUUGGUGUUCGACCCAGGUGUGACCUUCUCUGAGGCCCGGCAAGCCAACCUGGCCUGCCGUGGCGUCGCUCCCAUGCCACGGGAAAUGGCUUUCCCCGUGCCAAAGGGGGAGAAGUGGCACAACCUCUACGACUACAUCAGGUUCCCAUCCGAGGGCUCCAAGCUGGCUUACGACUCCAUCCAGAAGAGCUGUCCCGGUCCUGUGGCAGGUGGCCAAGUCUUGGAGGACCCUGUCCACCAGCUGCCCCAGCCGGUGACACUCACCAAAGCAGUCCGUGACCGACUGUCCCUCAUCCAUCAGAUAACCAGUCCCAAAGCUAUGCCACAUCGGUGUCCUGUAAUGACAAAAAGCAUCCCUGAGGUUCACCUGGCAGCCCCAGGGCCUCUGAGAGCCGUGCCUGCUGGGGACAAGGAGCUAGAGAAGGACAAGAGACCGCACAGCGUGGGGGAUGCUGGGCAGUCACCGGCAGUCAGUGAUGGUGGCAUCCACGUGUACGCUUACCAGAGGAGUGAACAAAGCAUCCGAGCCAUCCGCACUGGCUCACAGGAGGGGCUCCUACCAGAUCCCAUCCUGAAGCUGAGAACAAUUAUUGGCUUUGGAGGCUGCAGCACCAAAUGGGCACUGUGGACUCGGAACAACACUGCAGUGGUCUACCCCUGCCAUGCUGUUAUAGUGACCCUGCAGAUCCAGACCAGAGAGCAGAGGUUCUUCAUUGGACACACAGAUAAAGUGUCGGCGCUGGCCUUCAAUGGGAACAGCACCUUGCUGGCUUCAGCACAGGCCGGUCCCCUGAGCGUUGUGCGCCUCUGGGACUUCCCGACCGGCAGCUGCCUCUCAGUGUUUAAAACCCAUGUCCACUCCCUCUUGUCCCUGAGCUUUUCCUACAGCGGAGCCAUUCUGUGUGGCGUUGGAAAGGAUGGGCACGGCAAAACGACGGUGGUGGUAUGGAACGCUGCUCAGGUGACCCGUGGUGGAGAGGUGGCCAUGCUGGCCAAAGCGCACACAGAUGUGGACAUCCGUGCCUUGAAGAUUGCUUUUUUUGAUGAUACCAGGAUGGUGUCGUGCGGCCGAGACAACAUCAGGCUGUGGCGAGUGCGGAGCGGAGUGCUGCACUCAUGUCCUGUCAAUCUGGGCGAGUACCAUUCCCUGGAGUUCACGGACCUGGCCUUCGAGGAGGGGCAUGUGGCUGAGCGGGAGCCAGAGGACCGCACGCUCUUCGUCUGCAGCAAGAGCGGCCACAUCUUGGAGGUGGACUACAAGAAUGUCUGCAUGAGAAGCGCGCGGCGGCUCCUGCCCGCACAGCCCCGGGGCUGCCAGCAGCUGGACAAGACAGGCGGUGCUGCAGGCCCUGGGAUCGCUAUAAACAGUAUUAGUGUCUCCUCAACCUUCUGUGCCACGGGUUCAGAAGAUGGCUACCUGCGGCUGUGGCCCCUGGAUUUCUCAGCUGUCAUCUUAGAGGCAGAGCAUGAAGGUCCAGUGAGUUCUGUCUGCAUCAGCCUAGACAACCGCAAAGUCUUGUGCACAACCAUUAAUGGGAAUCUGGGCUACCUGGAUAUCCAGUCCCGCGACUAUAACACCCUCAUGCGCUCUCACGAGGACUCCAUUUUGGCAUUCUCAGUGGAGGGGAUUUGGAAGCAGAUGGCAACGGUGUCUCAGGACAAUACCAUCCGAGUCUGGGACCUUGUCUCCAUGCAGCAGCUGUAUGACUUCACGGCUGCAGAGGAAAUGCCGUGUGCUGUGGCCUUUCACCCUACCCAGCAGAUCCUGGCCUGUGGCUUUGACAGUGGGAUGGUGCGGACCUUCAGCUUGGCUGCCUCCAGUCUGCUGGUGGAGCACAAGCAGCACCGGACUAUGAUCACUGGACUGACCUUCUCUCCAGAUGGCAUUUUCAUGUUCAGCUCCUGUUUGCAGGGAACUCUGGCUCUUUACAGCUGUAAGGCACAGAAAAGCCACGUCUUGAGAGUCCUUGGCAAUGUGGUGGCCCAGGAUGCUGGGAAUAGUUCGGAUGCUUUGGUCGUCAGUGGGGACAGCCGUCUCAUGGCCUUUGUGGGUCCCUCCAAGUAUGUUGUGACCGUGAUGGAGGCCUGCUCUCUAGACGAGCUGCUGAAGGUGGACAUCAGCAUCCUCAAUUUAAACACCAGAGCCUCGGACUCUGCAGUGAGAGUCUGCUUUGCUCCGGUGCCUCGAGGCGAGCUCCUGGUGUCCACUUCUUCCAACAAAAUCCUUGUGCUUGAUACAAAAACGGGACGACUGGUGCGAGAGGUGUCUCCUGUGCACAAGCUGUCCUGUUCUUCCUUGGCGCUGAGCAAGGAUGGCAGGUACCUGCUUACUGCUGGCGACAAAGUCAUCAAAGUGUGGGACUAUCAGAUGCGCUUUGAUAUCAACUUCCAGGUAUACAUUGGCCACUCGGAGCCAGUGCGCCAGGUGUCCUUCACCCCAGACCAAGGGCACGUCAUCAGUGUUGGUGAUGCCAUCUUCCUCUGGGAUUUCCUGGCUCUGCCUGCGGAAGGGUCACCCCCAGCCCGGGCUCAUUCCUCUGAGUCUGAUCUGCUGCCAGGAGCUGAAGGGAGCUCUGAGAAGCUAAAGGAUGCCUCUGAGACACCUCGGCAGACAGUUCCUCUUCCAUUGUUGUCAUCACCACCAUGUUUGGAUGUCGGCUCUGUCCACCAAGCGGGAUGUCCAAGUAUUUUCUCCGAGUCAGACAAAGAGGAGGAGGAAGCAGGUCUGCCAGGCAGCAGCAGGAUGGUGGCAAAAGGAGACAAAGAUGCCUUGGUCCUUGUGAUGGAGUCGGUCAGAAAUGAGGAGCUUGUUGUUAGGCCCAAAGUGAGGCAGGAGAGCUCGAGGUCUCCUGGAGAACCAGCAAAUGAAUCCAGGAAGGAGACCAAAAGUCCCAAGUCCCAGUGCUCCAUCCGCCCUGAUUCCUACCGACAUUUCACUCCUCGCUUCAAGGCAUCGGUGCUCCCCCAGAGUUUCUUAUCUCCUCCAGCUGGCAGUGAGGUCUUGAAGCUGAAAGCAGUGAUCGGCUACAAUGGGAAUGGCAGAGGGAAUAUGGUGUGGAACCCGGACACAGGCUUCUUUGCCUACACCUGUGGCUGCAUCAUCGUGGUUGAAGACCUGCAUUUGGGAUCACAAAAUCACUGGCUUGGCCAUGCAGAGGAGAUCUCUACGCUUGCCGUCAGCCAUGAUGCCCAGGUUCUUGCCUCUGCCUCAGGAAAGAGGAAUGAAGACUCCCAUUGCCAGAUCUGCAUUUGGAACGUCCAGCGUGGGGUUUGCACAGCAAGUCUCUUCCAUCACGAGACGCAAGUACAAGCCAUGGCAUUUUCCCAGGAUGACAGGUUUCUUGUUACCCUAGGGGACUACAGUGAUCAAACCGUUGCUCUGUGGAACACCUGCACUUACGAACUUGUGUCGUCGACUUGUAUCUCAGAGCCAGUCCAUGACGUGGCUUUUAGUCCUUUUUCUCAGAGAGAACUGGCCUGCGUGGGGAAGGGAGCUGUGAUGUUUUGGCUGUUGGAGCAACAGGGAGAUGAUGUCAACCUCAAGGUUCAUCGGGCCCCUGCCCCGGAUCUGUUAGGGCUGGUGGAGCUGACCUCUCUUUGUUAUGGUGCCGACACUAUUCUUUAUAGUGGGACCAAUUCAGGCCAGAUCUGUGUGUGGGACACCGAGACUAAUCACUGCUUCAUGACAUGGGAGGCUGAUGAGGGCGAGAUCGGUGUGCUGGUGUGCCGGCACAACAGGCUGAUGAGUGGCAGUAACACGAAACGCAUCCGCCUGUGGGCAGUGGCCACUGUGCCGGAGCUGAAGCUGAAAGGUCCUGAUGCCAGGUCUAGCUCAGUGCUGCUAGAACAUGAGAUCACCCUUGAUGGGACAAUAGUCAGUGCAGCCUUUGAUGACUCUCUAGACAUGGGAAUUGUGGGCACCACGGCAGGAACCCUGUGGUACAUUAACUGGACAGAGAGCACAAGUAUCCGACUAAUCAGCGGCCACAAGAACAAGGUGACUGAAGUGUGCUUCAGUCCUGAUGAGACUCACUGUGCAACGUGCGGGGAAGAUGGCAGCGUGAGGAUUUGGACUCUGGGCAGCAUGGAGCUGGUGGUACAGUUCCAGGUGCUCAACCAGAGCUGCCAGUGCAUGGCCUGGAAGCCUUGUCCUGUCAUUGCAUGGGGAGCUGAGAGCCAGCAUGUAGCAGCAGGGUACAGCGAUGGCACCAUCCGUGUGUUCAGCAUUUCCAGGACAGAGAUGGAGCUGAAAAUGCACCCCCAUGCCGUUGCACUGACAGCAAUCUCCUACUCCACAGACGGAGAAAUGAUCUUAUCGGGGGACAAGGAUGGGCUUGUGGCUGUCAGCAGCCCUCACACCGGAAUGACUAUCCGCAUCCUCACUGACCACAAAGGCUCCCCCAUCACUGUUCUCCAGUGUACCAGGAAGCAGUACCGUGACUUUGGGGUGGAAGGAAGUGAGCUCUGGCUGGCCACCAGCUUGGACCGGCGGGUCAGUGUCUGGGCCUCCGACUGGCUGAAGGAUAAGUGUGAGCUCCUUGACUGGCUCAGCUUCCCUGCUCCUGCUGGCCCCGAGGGUCUCAGCAGCCUCCCGCCCAGCCUGGCUGCCUUCUGCCCUUGGGAACCCGGUACUCUGGUCUACGUGGGCUUUGGGAUGCAGAAGGAAGCCUUGUUUUACAGUCUGUGCAAGAAACAGGUAGUUGAGAAGAUCUCUUUGCCUUACUUCGCCACAUCGCUCAGCCUGUCUCCUGCAGCACACCUCAUUGCUGUUGGCUUUGGCGGGACAAGCCCCCCUCCUUUCCCUGCAGAGCGGCUCCUGCGGCUGCUGUGCUGCCCUGCCAGAGACGCCCAGGACUACGCUGGCCACGACGACGUUGUCCAUCUCUGCCGCUUUGCCCCUUCCGGCCACCGCCUCCUCACGGCCUCCCACAGCGCCGUCCUCGUCUGGGAGCUCCCAGGCAGCUGAGCCGGCAGCGCCCUGGGCCAGCGGUGCUCCUCCAGCGGGGGAGGAAGGCCGGCCGCGUCCCCUGGGCCCGGCCCCGGCUCCCUGGGCAGGGCCCCGGCUUAGGCCUCAACCAGGCCCCAGCCACAACCUGCCCCCGCGUCGCUGGGCCGGCGCGCCCGCAGGCCAGGCCCGAGCGGUUGCGGAUUUGCCGUUUGCUGUGGGUUUUUUUUCCGUUCGUUUUUUUGUUGUUGUUAAUAAAACAUCGAAAGCUGAAA